This is a messenger RNA of Aspergillus japonicus CBS 114.51, 3162 nucleotides long. RefSeq lists its product as uncharacterized. Gene Ontology annotation, cellular component: Swr1 complex. The record is from RefSeq and is a predicted model, not a curated record. NCBI's taxonomy places the organism in Eukaryota, Fungi, Ascomycota, Eurotiomycetes, Eurotiales, Aspergillaceae. The transcript is spliced from 2 exons. The coding region runs from base 127 to 3078 and encodes 983 amino acids. Gene Ontology annotation, molecular function: ATP-dependent H2AZ histone chaperone activity. Gene Ontology annotation, biological process: chromatin remodeling.
AAACCACUUCUAUUAUCACCUACAUCGGUUCUCUGCGCAAUGCUUCCCAUGUAUCGUACGGGGAACCUAUAUAAAACCACAAGACCAUAACCUCGUCCAAUUCGCCAUCCUGCUAAUAUCCUCCCGAUGGCCGAGAAACGGAGACUUUCCGCCCGCGAACGCCGCGAACCUGCGGCGAAGCGACGGGUGUCCGAAGCCGCGCCUCGAUCUUCUCCUCAGCCUCAACAAUCAUCUAAACGAAAGGCUUCAACGCCUGUUGUGGCUCCGGCACCUCCUUCUCCACAGCCAGAAAAGAUCGAAAAUCCUCUGCCUACCAAAAUCAAGGAUGGAGAAGCUCUCCCCACCUUGCCCGCUCCGCAGCCGGACGACCUCUCGUCGAAGGAGUAUCAGUCCAUCGCGGAGAGCGCGAUACUCCUAGCCUCCCUCGAACGAUCGAAGAAGAAAUGGCUAAGCGAUGGCAUCCUCGAACGGUACUGGACCAAGCCCAAGAAAACGAAGAGAGAGCAGAUUGAGGGCAAGAACCCACCUAAGGAAAGCAUGACCAAGGUUGGAGCUUGCAACAUUGUGGUUGGCCCGCACCUGUUCGAUGCUAUGAUGUAUACCGUGAAAGAUCCCAAUGCGCCGCCGCCGAUUCAGUAUACACCACCCCAGCGCCCGAUGGUCCAUUACGGCCAUCCCAAUAACUUCCAACAAUAUCAUCCGUAUCCGCAGGGUCCCACUCCUCCACAGCAGUCACGCCAGCAGCAGCAGCAACCGCCGCAGCCAAAGCAGCCAAAGCAGCCAAAGCAGCCAAAGCAGCAACAGCAGCAGCAGCAGCAGCAGCAGCAGCAGCAGCACCCUCCUCAUGGACCACAAGCUACUCCAGGCACACCUCAGCCGGCCUAUCCUCCUGCCAGCCAUCCACCUCUACUGCAUCCCGCUCGAACACCUAGCCAUACUCCUCACCGGACUCCCGGGCCUCAAGCAGCGCAGCGACCGUCUCCGGCACAACAUCCUCAGCCGCAGCAGCAGCCGCCACAACCGCCGAAACCCAGCCCAGACCCUGUGAUUCAAAUGCUCGCAACUCGAGCCGCUUCCGAUCCGGACCUCAAAGCCCUGAUGCGGGUGGUAGCUUCCAGCAAGGCGUCUCAGGAGCAACUGCGUGCUUUUCAGGCUCACAUAGAUGAACUUAACGCUAUAAUCAGAGCAAGGGAGCAGCAGCAACAAAGACAGCAGCAGCAGCAGCAGCAACAACAACGCCAGCAGCUACAGCAGCAACAGCUACAACAGAGACAAUCACUACCCCUUACUCCUGCUCAUCCGCAAGCCGCUUCCAGAACACAACAACCUCCCCACCAACCACAGACGCCGCAACAGACACCACAACACCCGCCUCCCCAACAACGACUCCCGCAGCAGCCAGAGCAUCCAACCCCGCAGACACAGCCUCAACCCCAACCACACCCGCGUGUCGAAGUCCAGGUCAAAUCAUCACCAACUGCGGGUCCAGCACUAGCACAACCUGGCGCGCCAUUACAACCCCCGCAGACCCCAACAUCACAAACUGCCAAGGCACAGCAAAUCAAACAGGAGCCCGGGCCAGUCGCGCAAAUCCAGCCGGCUACCCCCCAGGCCCCUCACCCGCAUGUCGCACCGGGACCAGCGCCAGUUGCGGAAAUUACCAAGCAACCCACCCCAGGAGGACGUCCCGCGCCUCCACUGCAACAGCCGCCGCAGCCGCAGCCGCAGCAGCAGCAGCAGCAGCAGCAACCACAACAUCAACCACAACAAGCUCAGACGCCGGGACCACGCUCAGGGCCUUCUCACCCGCAAUACCAGCAGCAACCUCCGUAUCAAGGCCAACCCCCUGCAAUCCAGUCACGCCCGCCGCAAUAUGGAUCACCCACUCCAUACUAUCGCCCUACCCCGCCGCCCCCGCCACCACCUCCAAGGCUCAACUACAAGUCUGUCGUGUUCGAGUUCACCUCCCCACUGACCCCUUACGGUAGCAGUACCUCCGGCCACGCAGGUUCGGGCGAUCGCUAUCUAUUCCCCGAGUACACGAUCCUGGAAUGGCUCCCCGGAGGAACCACCGUGCUCGCCUCCUUCCUUCUCGUGCGUAAAGUGGACCCCAACACGCCAUUCCCCAUCGAAACUGGCACCGAACCACCGUCAAGGGCCAAAGGCAAAUCCGGCUCUAAAUCCAAGUCCAAGAAGGCGGCGGCAGCAGCAGCAGCAGCAGCCGACAAGAACAAGAUACCUGCGGCGGCACCCUCUCAACCAGAGAAGAAACCAAAGGACGCAGAGAAGGAGGAGAAGGACAAAGAGCCAGCCAAGGAGAAGGUGGCAGAGAAACCCGCGCCUUCCACAGAACCGACACCCGCCGCUCCUCCUGCUGUAGGAGACAGUAAACCCGCAACCCCGAACCCCACCCCAACGGAGGGCGGCGGCGGCGGCGACAGCGACAAACCAGCAGCCGGCGAGCAGCAACCCCCGGACACAAAAGCCGCUGCCGCUGCGUCCACCACCACCGCCAGCACCACCACCAGCACAAAGGACAAGGACGCCACGUCGAAAGAGCCCCCCUCCGCCGCCGCCGCGGCCACUCCGAAGGACAACCCCCCCAAGGAAAAAGACGACCCCAACCUGAAGGAGUACUACCAACCCAUCACGUUCCGGAUCUUCAGCAGCAACCCCAAGGUCCUCGAGCCGCUGAACCGGGUCGUCAAGCCCCCCGACGAGGUGCGCAAGUACAUGAACGAGAUCAUGGAUCGCGCUGAGCGCGCCCCUGAGGGGUUCCUGGCCUAUCGUCUGCCGCGCGAGGAGCAGGAGGAUGCUUCGGUAAAUAACGGAAGCAAGGAGGCGGAUGAUUCUAUUGUUGGUGGUGGUGGCCGGAAGGCCGGGGGCACGCCUGUGCCGUCGGGCCAGCGGAGUCGGUUCAGCUCGCGCGGGAAUAAUAAGGUCGACUCGGAUGCUGAGCUUAGUGAGCAGCAGCAGCAGCAGGGUGAUGACGAGGAUGCGGUUGAAGAGGAAGAGGAGGAAGAGGAGUUGUUGGAUUUCUAUGGGCCGCCUACGGGCCUUCCGCCUCUGGGGGCUUGAAAUUCAGCUCGGCUUCCCGCAUUGGCCCCCUUUUAGCGCCGUCGAGGUAUACUAGAGAUCAGAUGCAAGCUUUAUAUAAUUCCC